AUGGAGAUUCUGGAAAGCCCUGGUCUUGAUAUUUUCUCUGACUCGGAAACUUUCGUCGCACUUCAAGCACUAGCAUUCGUUGGCUUGAACAAUGAUCUGGAAAGGACUCCUGCGAUGGGAUGGAACCCUUAUAAUGCAUUCCUAUGCUCCACUACAGAAGAACAGUACUUGACAGCUGCAAGCAAUCUCAUUGAUACUGGGCUAAAAUCUUUAGGCUAUGAAUAUUUCAAUUUUGACUGCGGAUGGCAAGGGACAAACCGCACUGCUUCUGGCACUAUAACUUGGAAUGAAACACGCAUUCCUUCUGGAAUACCUGCUCUCGGCCAGCACGUUCACGGCCUGGGCUUCAAGUUUGGUGUUUACAGCGAUGCCGGAUAUUACUCCUGCGAUUUUGUCAAUGGUCAAGCUCACUGGAUUGGAAGCCUCGGUUAUGAACUAUCUGAUGCAAAAACGUUCACCUCGUGGGGUGCUGACUAUUUGAAGUAUGACAACUGCUACUCAGUUAGCCCAACCGAUUUUGUAGAUGAUUAUCCCCCUAUCCGCCUGGAGGUAAUCGUGUUUUCUUUUCCUUCAUCAAACAAUGCAGACUCAAGUAAAUCUAAGCCUCAUUACACAGCGAUGCGCGAUGCUCUGGCGGGAACCGGCCGACCUGUCGCGUUUUCUAUGUGUGAAUGGGGCGUACAAGAUCCCGCCCGAUGGGCCCCCGCAGUGGGAAACUCAUGGAGGAUAGCGAACGACAUAGGCCCACCUCCAUCUUGGGAUAACGUCUUCCGUAUCAUCAAUCAGGUAGUUCCUAUAACAGGCUUCGCAGGACCCGGAGCCUGGAAUGACCUCGAUCUUCUCGAAGUUGGAAACGAAGGCCUGAGCGUUGCUGAGCAAGCAAGCCAUUUUGCCUUUUGGGCUGCGGCGAAGUCUCCCCUUCUGGUGUCAACAGAUCUGACUAGUCCUGCUGAGUCCACUCUCACGAUCCUAAAAAAUACUAGGAUUAUUGCACUGAACCAAGAUCCACUCGGAACAUCAAUAACGUUCAAGAGGCGCUACACCAAUGACUAUGAUGUUUGGGCUGGUCCUUUGGCCGAUGGUUCUACCGUCGCAGUGCUGUUAAAUUGGCAAAACAGCUCGCGCUCUCUUACUUUUGAUCUUUCAGAUGUUGGCUUCGAGUCUGCGGAGGCGAUUGAUUUAUGGACUGGCGACAAUCUAGCUGCACAUGGCUCACUGGUCUUGAAACUGGCGGACGGAGCCGAAGCACCAGCGCCAUCAUUCUUCUACUAUCCUGCGGCCGCGUCUAGUAGCGUCAUAGCUGGAGGUGCUUCCACUCGCGUUGUGAACUCUACUGUAACAGUCGUUGGGUAUAUUGGUAUGGGCGGGACUUUGACAUUCACCAACGUUGAUGGGGGGACUACGGGCGGCACGAAGCUGGUUUCGCUCGAUUAUAUCAACGCAGACUACACAUUCACUAAUACGGCAUGUUCGAACUGUCGGAAUGCAUGGGUCUCUGUCAACGGAGGCGAGGCAGUACAGGUACAAAUGCCCAUUUCAGGACAGAGCUGGGACAUCAAGUUCAGCGGAUACUACGUUGGCCUCUCUGAUUUUAUUCCUGGCGCCAACAAUACAGUUGAAUUUUCGAAUCCGAACAACGCCUGGGCUCCUGACAUGCAAUUCGAGAAUUGCUACUGUCGAAACGAAUAG
Molecule: messenger RNA, 1689 nt
Organism: Serpula lacrymans var. lacrymans S7.9
Lineage: Eukaryota; Fungi; Basidiomycota; Agaricomycetes; Boletales; Serpulaceae
Product: glycoside hydrolase family 27 protein
Exons: 13
Coding region: 1-1689 (562 amino acids)
Biological process (GO): carbohydrate metabolic process
Molecular function (GO): hydrolase activity, hydrolyzing O-glycosyl compounds
Source: RefSeq, a predicted model, not a curated record